AGUCUAUUCCAAAUGAGAUCAGCCUUGCGCGGCAACCAGUUUUCGUCCGGAGGCGGUUCUGGCUCCCCCACCUAGUAGUUGUUCGACUGGAGCUCUACCAGCGGCGGCGGCCGAUGUCGACGCCGCCGGUAUGUGUGUAUCGUGUUUACGUGCCUGGCGCCUGCAUUUAACGACUCGACGCCUUCGUGUUUGCCGCUGAAUUACGCGCCUGUCCGUUUUAUUUUACUGAUUUAUUUGUUUGUUAUUGAAAUUGUGUUUUGCAUAUUGUAUAAUGAGUGAUAAUAACGAAAUAAAUACGGGUGAUAUCCCUGAAAUAGAAGGUUGUAUGCCUCUGCAGCCUGAAGAAGGUGUACCUACUACUUCUCCAAAAACAAAAAAUAAAAAUGGAAAAUUUGUGUCCAGUCGUCAAAAAAUAAUGAUAGUCAAUAUUUAUAAAGAUAUCAUUUCUAAUACACCAGACAAAAAAUAUGGGGACAUUAUUAACCGUAUUAGAGAGUUAACUGGUUUGGGACGAGACACAAUAAGGAAUACCAUCAGCGAAUAUAAAACGACGAAAACAGUAUCAUCUCCUAACAGAAAAAGAUUAAAGGCUUCACUAUUUGAAAAAAUUGAUGAUCUGGACCGCACAGGAUUACGUCGGACAAUUCAUUCUAUUUGGUUAAAACGUGAACUACCAACUAUCGAUCGAAUUUUAUUCGAUGUAAACGCAGAUCCAUCGCUUCCAAAUUUUAAAAGGACGUCUCUGUAUCGGGUUAUCAAAAAAUUGGACUUCGUAUUUACAAAAAGAAAAAGGUGCAGUGUGCUGACCGAGAGGGAGGACUUAAUUGUUUGGCGUCGUAAGUAUUUAUACGACAUUCGGAAAUAUAGAGCUGAAGGUCGAUCUAUAUAUUAUCUGGAUGAAACAUGGUUGAACGCCGGCGAUUGUGUCGAUCGUGUUUGGAAGGACAAUACGGUUCUCUCUAAACACGAUGCAUUCAACAAAGGUCUUUCAACCGGUUUACCAAAUCCAUCAGGUAAAGGGAAACGACUCAUUGUAUUACACAUUGGGUCAGAGCAUGGUUUUCUGCCAGGUGGCCUACUAUGUUUCGUUUCCAAAAAAAAUACAGGAGACUACCACGACGAGAUGAAUGGGGAUAACUUUAAACAGUGGUUUGAGUCCAUUAUCCCUGUACUCGAUCCAAAUUCAAUCAUCGUCAUGGACAAUGCGCCGUACCAUUCAGUAGAGCAAGAAAAAUAUCCAAAUAGUUCUUGGAAAAAGGCUGAUAUAUUGGAGUGGCUCAUUUCCAGAGACGUUGUUCGUGAACGACCGCUAUCGUCAUUGUUGAAGCCCGAACUUCUGGCGAUAUCAAAAGAAAUGCGACCACAACAAAAAUCGUAUGUAAUCGACAACUUGGCAAAAGACAACGGGCACACCGUACUCCGAUUGCCACCGUACCAUUGCGAAUUCAAUCCCAUUGAAUUAGCAUGGGCGAUGGUAAAAGGAUACGUGAAACAAAAAAACACGACUUUUAAAAUCGACGAUGUUCGCCAACUGCUAAAUACAGCGAUUGAAAGGGUUACACCUGAAAACUGGAAAAACUUUAUAAAGCACGUAAUUGAAGAAGAGGACAAAAUAUGGAAAGCGGACGAUAUCAUGGAUGAAUUGAUAGAUGCAAUGGAACCUUGUAUUAUGACGAUAACAGGAGAAACAACCUCAACAGAUGAUUCGGAGUAAUUAAUUUUUAUUUUUUUAUCAUGUAUUAUAUUUUUUAUCAUGCUUUAUGUUUUAUCAUUUUUUUAUCAUGUAUUAUAUUUAUCAUUUUUUUUAUCAUGUAUUAUAUUUAUCAUUGUUUUAUCAUGUAUUAUAUUUUUUUAUCAUGCUUUAUGUUUUAUAAUUUUUUAUCAUGUAUUAUACUUUUUUUAUCAUGCUUAAAUAUAAUAAAUUGUUACUAAUUAAA
Rhopalosiphum padi (bird cherry-oat aphid) is the source of this 1937-nucleotide messenger RNA. RefSeq lists its product as uncharacterized. The coding region runs from base 272 to 1714 and encodes 480 amino acids. The transcript has 2 exons. The record is from RefSeq and is a predicted model, not a curated record. Gene Ontology annotation, molecular function: nucleic acid binding. NCBI's taxonomy places the organism in Eukaryota, Metazoa, Arthropoda, Insecta, Hemiptera, Aphididae.